CGCUGCCGCCAUGGUGAAGGAGCAGUUCAGGGAGACGGAUGUGGCCAAGAAAAUAAGCCACAUCUGUUUUGGUAUGAAAUCUCCAGAGGAGAUGCGUCAGCAAGCUCACAUUCAAGUGGUUAGUAAAAACUUGUAUAGUCAGGACAACCAUCACUCUCCACUGCAGUAUGGAGUACUUGACCAUCGCAUGGGAACCAGUGAAAAAGACCGUCCCUGUGAAACCUGUGGAAAAAAUCUUGCUGAUUGUUUAGGACAUUAUGGGUACAUUGACUUAGAACUGCCCUGUUUUCAUGUUGGAUACUUCAAAGCUGUGAUAGGCAUCUUACAGAUGAUCUGCAAAACGUGUUGCCAUAUCAUGCUAUCAGUGGAAGAAAAAAAACAGUUUUUGGAUUAUUUGAAGCGACCUGGCCUGACGUAUCUUCAGAAGAGAGGACUGAAAAAGAAAGUAUCUGAAAAAUGCCGGAAGAAAAACACUUGUCCUUACUGUGGUGCCUUUAAUGGAACUGUGAAGAAGUGUGGUUUGUUGAAAAUAAUACAUGAAAAGUACAAGACAAAUAAGAAAGUCAUAGAUCCAGUAGUAUCUACUUUUCUCCAGUCCUUUGAAACUGCUAUAGAACAUAACAAAGAAGUAGAACCCUUACUGGGAAGAGCUCAGGAAAACUUGAAUCCUCUGGUAGUGUUGAAUAUCUUUAAAAGAAUCCCAGCAGAAGACAUCCCUCUGCUCCUAAUGAACCCAGAAGCAGGUAAACCUUCAGAUUUGAUCCUCACACGACUCUUGGUGCCUCCACUGUGUAUCAGACCCUCUGUGGUGAGUGACUUGAAGUCUGGCACCAACGAAGAUGACUUGACAAUGAAACUGACAGAGAUCAUUUUCCUCAAUGAUGUCAUAAAAAAGCAUAGGAUAUCAGGAGCCAAAACACAGAUGAUAAUGGAAGACUGGGAUUUUCUUCAACUGCAGUGUGCCUUGUACAUUAAUAGCGAGCUCUCGGGAAUUCCUCUCAACAUGGCACCAAAAAAAUGGACCAGAGGUUUUGUUCAGAGACUUAAGGGAAAGCAAGGUCGUUUUAGAGGCAAUCUGUCUGGAAAGCGGGUGGAUUUCUCUGGCAGAACAGUCAUUUCACCUGAUCCUAAUUUAAGAAUAGAUGAAGUAGCAGUGCCUAUUCAUGUUGCUAAAAUACUAACCUUUCCUGAAAAGGUGAACAAAGCAAAUAUUAAUUUUAUGAGGAAGCUUGUCCGUAAUGGUCCUGAUGUUCAUCCUGGAGCCAACUUCAUACAGCAAAGGCACACACAGAUGAAAAGAUUUCUGAAAUAUGGAAACCGAGAAAAGAUGGCCCAGGAGCUGAAAUUUGGUGAUAUUGUGGAACGACAUCUUAUAGAUGGUGACAUAGUCCUGUUCAACCGACAACCCUCUCUUCAUAAACUGAGCAUCAUGGCUCACAUCGCUAGAGUAAAACCUCAUAGGACAUUCAGAUUUAAUGAAUGUGUCUGUACACCAUACAAUGCAGACUUUGAUGGAGAUGAGAUGAACCUUCACCUUCCUCAGACCGAAGAAGCAAAAGCAGAAGCACUUGUUUUAAUGGGGACUAAAGCAAACUUGGUAACACCAAGAAAUGGAGAACCUCUUAUUGCUGCUAUUCAAGAUUUCCUCACAGGUGCCUAUCUUCUUACAUUAAAAGACACCUUUUUUGAUCGAGCCAAAGCCUGUCAAAUUAUCGCUUCUAUCCUGGUUGGCAAGGAUGAAAAAAUUAAAGUUUGUCUUCCGCCUCCAGCAAUUCUGAAGCCUGUAACACUCUGGACAGGAAAACAGGUUUUCAGCCUCAUUCUCAAACCCAGUGAUGACUGUCCUGUAAAAGCCAAUCUACGAACCAAGGGCAAACAGUAUUGUGGCAAAGGGGAAGACCUGUGUUACAAUGAUUCUUAUGUCACAAUUCAAAACAGUGAGUUAAUGAGUGGCAGUAUGGACAAAGGAACGUUAGGUUCAGGAUCCAAGAACAACAUCUUCUACAUCUUGCUGAGAGACUGGGGGCAGGUAGAAGCUGCGGAUGCCAUGUCACGACUAGCAAGACUUGCUCCUGUCUAUCUUUCUAACCGUGGCUUUUCAAUUGGAAUUGGUGAUGUAACUCCUGGGCAGGGCCUGCUAAAAGCUAAGUAUGAGCUCCUGAAUGCUGGCUAUAAGAAAUGUGAUGAGUAUAUUGAAGCUCUGAACACUGGCAAGCUACAGCAGCAGCCUGGUUGUACUGCAGAAGAGACACUAGAGGCCUUAAUCCUUAAAGAACUCUCUGUUAUCAGAGAUCAUGCUGGCAGUGCCUGUCUCAGAGAACUAGACAAGAGUAACAGUCCCCUUAUCAUGGCGCUCUGUGGUUCUAAAGGCUCCUUCAUUAAUAUAUCCCAGAUGAUUGCUUGCGUAGGUCAGCAGGCUAUCAGUGGGUCCCGAGUUCCUGAUGGAUUUGAGAAUAGAUCCUUGCCUCACUUUGAGAAGCAUUCUAAGCUCCCAGCAGCAAAAGGCUUUGUUGCUAAUAGUUUCUAUUCUGGGUUGACUCCCACUGAAUUUUUUUUUCAUACAAUGGCUGGUCGAGAAGGACUGGUUGAUACAGCUGUAAAAACAGCCGAAACUGGAUAUAUGCAGAGGCGGCUGGUAAAAUCACUUGAAGAUCUUUGCUCACAGUACGAUUUGACAGUCAGAAGUUCUACUGGUGACAUUAUACAGUUUAUUUAUGGAGGAGAUGGCUUGGAUCCUGCAGCCAUGGAAGGGAAGGAUGAACCGCUGGAAUUCAAACGAGUUCUAGACAAUAUCAGAGCUGUAUAUCCAUGCCGAAGUGAACCAGCCUUGAGUAAAAAUGAAUUGGUGUUAACUUCUGAGUCUAUCAUGAAGAAGAAUGAAUUUCUUUGCUGCCGAGACAGUUUUCUGCAGACAUUAACUGAGACAGGUUAUGAAAAAUAUAAUGAGGAAAUUAAAAAAUUCAUCAAAGGUGUUUCUGAGAAGAUAAAAAAAACUAGGGACAAGUACGGCAUUAAUGACAAUGGCACAACAGAGCCUCGAGUUCUGUAUCAGUUGGAUAGGAUUACUCCAACACAACUAGAGAAGUUUCUAGAGACUUGCAGGGACAAAUACAUGAGGGCACAGAUGGAGCCUGGUUCUGCAGUAGGAGCUCUUUGUGCACAGAGUAUUGGUGAGCCUGGCACACAGAUGACUCUGAAGACUUUCCAUUUUGCUGGUGUUGCUUCAAUGAACAUCACUUUGGGUGUGCCAAGAAUCAAAGAAAUCAUUAAUGCUUCAAAGGCUAUUAGCACCCCUAUUAUAACAGCACAGUUGGACAAAGAUGAUGAUCCUGAUUUUGCCCGUCUGGUUAAAGGAAGAAUUGAAAAAACUUUAUUAGGAGAGAUUUCAGAAUAUAUUGAGGAAGUGUUUCUUCCAGAUGAUUGCUUUAUCCUAGUGAAGCUGUCUUUAGAGCGCAUUAGACUACUGAGACUAGAGGUGAAUGCAGAGACUGUGCGCUACUCUAUUUGCAUAUCAAAGCUCAGAGUAAAGCCUGGGGAUGUUGCUGUCCAUGGAGAAGCAGUUGUAUGUGUGACCCCUCGUGAAAAUAGCAAGAGUUCAAUGUAUUAUGUAUUGCAGUCCCUGAAGGAAGAACUGCCAAAGGUUGUAGUGCAAGGUAUACCAGAGGUUUCCCGAGCUGUCAUUCAUAUUGAUGAACAAAGUGGAAAGGAAAAAUACAAACUUCUAGUUGAAGGUGAUAAUCUGCGAGCUGUCAUGGCUACUCACGGAGUGAAAGGAACAAAAACAUCCUCUAACAACACUUACGAGGUAGAGAAGACACUAGGAAUUGAAGCUGCUCGGACAACCAUUAUCAAUGAGAUUCAGUAUACAAUGGUGAACCAUGGUAUGAGCAUUGACAGGAGACAUGUUAUGUUGCUGUCUGAUCUAAUGACUUACAAGGGUGAAGUGCUGGGCAUUACUAGGUUUGGACUGGCAAAAAUGAAGGAAAGUGUGUUGAUGCUGGCUUCUUUUGAAAAGACUGCAGACCACCUCUUUGAUGCUGCCUACUUUGGACAGAAGGAUUCUGUUUGUGGUGUUUCUGAGUGCAUCAUCAUGGGAAUUCCAAUGAAUAUUGGAACAGGACUUUUUAAACUGUUGCACAAAGCAGACAAAGAAUCAACCCCUCCUAGGAGGCCACUGAUAUUUGAUAAUAAUGAAUUUCAUAUUCCCAUUGUUACAUAGCACUUGGACCAUAGUACAAG
Messenger RNA from Athene cunicularia (burrowing owl), 4239 nucleotides. It is a transcript of the gene POLR3A, whose product is annotated as RNA polymerase III subunit A. The coding region runs from base 11 to 4219 and encodes 1402 amino acids. Gene Ontology annotation, biological process: DNA-templated transcription. The record is from RefSeq and is a predicted model, not a curated record. Gene Ontology annotation, molecular function: DNA binding; DNA-directed RNA polymerase activity. Lineage: Eukaryota; Metazoa; Chordata; Aves; Strigiformes; Strigidae. The transcript is spliced from 32 exons.